AUGCGACCCGGCACCGAGAGAGCCUCGCUCACACCCCCGCCGAGAGGCCACGGUGACGACGGGACAAGGCAUGCCACCGCCGCCACCGCGCGCCACACCCCGGCAGCGGGUCCCACGCGGUGCGCGACCCUGGCACGCGGACCCGGAACGCCCGACAACCCUCGGGAGCAACCUCUUGCGCGCGGGGGCCGCUCGGCCGGGAGCGGGAUCUUCUGCCAGGCGGCGAAGACCCCGGCUCCGGUGCGGGAAAGGGUCGGAGGAGCCGCCUCCCCCGACCCCCGAAGGCGUCCGCACCCCUUCGCCCUCGCCGUUUUUUCCCAGCGCUCGCCGGCGCGUCGGCCGCCGAGCGAAGGGGACGAGGCAAGGGGCGAGCGCACCUCCGGGAGGGGCCGUGCCGAGCACCCCUCCCUCCCGCACGCAGGCGGCUCUCGCGCGCCAAGAAGAGCCGGGCUCGGGAGGACUCGGGCCGCGCGCGCCCACGCGGGCGCCCACGCGGAGGAACACCGGCGACCGGCGUUCGGCGGCGCCGGCCGCGGUGGCGCGAGGCUCAAAAGGCCGGCCGCCCCCCCCGCUCUCCGGCGGGGACGGACCGGCGGCGGACCGGCGCAGUGGGGGGGGGGGGGGGGGAAGGAAGGGUGGAGCCGCCGCGACGGCGACGAGCGCACCGCGCUUCGAUGCCCGGCCGCGACGCGCGGUGUAGCGCAGGGAGGGCCCUGCCCGCGCGCGCGGUGGCGGGCGCGCACGGCGCGCUUCGCCGCGCCGAGCGGCUUUCUCUCCCCCCCCCACCCCGCCCCCCCAGGUGCCGCGCGCCUUCCAUCUCUCUGGGGCUGCGCGCGCGGCGCCGUCGGAAAGGGCGCGUGGCCCCCCCGGGUACCCGCCGAGGCCGGCGGCAGGGGGGCCGAGCGAGCGAGCGAGCGAACGGAGCGGGCGUUUGAGACGCCGCACGCGGCCGGCCGGACGGCCCGGCACGCGGGCAGGCGCCAGCCCCCCGAUAGUCAAGUUCGACCGUCUUCUCGACACUCCGGCAGGGCCGUGGCCGACCCCGCCGGGGCCGAUCCGAGGACCUCACUAAACCAUCCAAUCGGUAGUAGCGACGGGCGGAUCAACCAGGUAGCCGCCACCCACGGCGGCGCCACGGAGGCACGCGAGCAACGCGGACCGCCCGGCCCCACCGGCCAACGCCCUGCCAACCCUGACCGCCCCGGCUCUUUCACCGCUCCGACCCGCGGGAGCGGCAUCGCGGACGCGACGGUGGCGGCAUGGCAGCGACGCCAACCGGCGAGCGGCGGCCGACGCCAUCGCAAGCCCGGAGGCGCCUGGGGCGGGGAACGGCAGCACGGCACGGGGACCUUCCCACCCCCCCUCACCCGCCGCAAAGCGGCGGAGAGGCGCGGGACGCCCUCGGCAACGGCCGACCCCGGCGGCCGGCCCUUCCCGCGCCGCCGCGGGCAAGGAGCCGGGACCGCUGCGCAGCUUUCGGCUUCGGACGACGCGGGCCUCUCGAGAGCCCCGGAAGAGCCGGCCCGCCGGGGGCCCUUUCCGACGCGACCCGAAAAGCCUCAUCGAUCGGCUGACAAAAGGGAGCGAAAGAAGGCCCCGCGGCCUCGGUCCUGGGACAACGGCAGCCCGAAGCGCGCACCCACCGGCCGAGCUCCGCCACGGUUCCAGGCGGGCAGCGGGCAGACGGACGCGGGGCUGCUUUUUUCCACGGGCGGGACACGUCCCCGAGAGGCCCCUGCCCGCGGCUUGGCGCCGCCGAGCCUCCCCGACGCACCCGAGAGGCCGCCGACGCCGGCGGGCCGACUUCGCAGCGGCUUUCGCAUCGGUCACAGCGGAGAAGCGCGGGGAGGGUGCCGCCACCCGACCCCGGCUGCGGACGACGACUCCCUUUAUCGAGCGAGACAACAUCGGGACGGCACCAACCGGGGGAGGGAGGCCACGGCCAAGGCCGCGCUCCCGACGCCCCAGGGAACCUUUCCGAGCGUGCGAGGAAGUGCCACCGACCAUGCCCACGGGCCACCGGCUUUCGCCCGCCUCGCGGCGAUCGGCUUCCCUCCGGAAAAGCCGGGCGGGAACGUGGACCUUCUCGCAACCCAGCCCGCCGGCAACCACGGCAGCCGGGACAGGCCAGACACCACGGGCCGCCCCAGCGUCGCGGCUCAGUCAACGCCGGCCGAAAACAAGGAAGGGCGAGGCGCCGCCGCCUCGCCAGCAGCAUUCUCACAGGGCUCUCUGUCGGGCUUCCGGUCCACUCUCGGCAGGCAGGCCGGCCACCGCAGGCCGGCCGCCGCCCCUGAGACAUUCCCGCCCGCUGCGCGGGUUCCCCAGCUUAGGGCCGAGGAAGGGGGACGCAACUUCAAAACACAGCGGGACGGGGGGGGGGGCGAGGCGCCGCCGCCCCGCCGCCCCGCAGCAACAUCGGGCGACUCCCGUCACCGAGCCCCUCGGCCAACCGGGCGAGGCCGAGGCAAGGCCGCGCGCCCCACCGAGCGUUCCCGAGGCACCGCCGACACACCAAGCACAGGCCGCCAAGCAGCUCGCGCCGUCUUUCGGCCUUGCCCGUCACUGGGGCUGGGAAGCCGGGAUAAAGCCACGCGACUCCUAUCCCGCUCGUUCGACACUCUUCGUUCUGGCAACCGCGCGCGCGGCCGCCGCUCUUGGCCUUCAACACAGGCACUGACACAGCCUGCGGGGACACGGCCCAUCACCCGCUCCCAUAAUACGGACAGGCGAGUCCGAGGCCCCGGACGCCUCCAAGAGAACCAAUCGUACUUGACCGGGGCGGUGCGCUGGCGCACGCCGCCUCCUACCAUGACGCAACUGGAGGCAGCCAGAAACAGCGACCCCUUGGUGAACUUCCGGGACGGGUGGGGCAACAGGUCUACCCGGCCCCUGCCGAAAUUUGCCCAAGUCCCGCCGGAGCCGGGCCGGGCGGGGCCGGGCGGCGAGGACAGCAGGUCUACCCCGCGCGCCAAACGCCAGGCGCCUAAGUCCGGUCGGGGAGAGUCGGUCUACCCGCCUGUACCCGCCGGGAAGGGUGGCCAGCGGACGGGACGCCACGCGCUUCCCCGCGCCCCAAGCGCCGAGCGCGACGGAGCCUGCGGGCGUGGCAGCAGGGGCGACGACGCGCGGCCGGCCCGGCCGGCCCGGCCGGCCCCGCGGCGAGAGCACCAGGUCUACCCCCCCGCCCGGAGACGGUAG
Corvus hawaiiensis (hawaiian crow) is the source of this 3201-nucleotide messenger RNA. RefSeq names its product collagen alpha-1(I) chain-like. The coding region runs from base 1 to 3201 and encodes 1066 amino acids. The record is from RefSeq and is a predicted model, not a curated record. The transcript has 7 exons. NCBI's taxonomy places the organism in Eukaryota, Metazoa, Chordata, Aves, Passeriformes, Corvidae.